AAAGGUCAGUCCUGCCAUUCACUGGCAGCAAUGGCGGCGCUCAGGGUUUUCACAGAUGUGCAGAGAGUGGUGUUAACCUGGCAGCAUUCUGCAUUCAGGUCCAGAUGGUGCUAUUUACUCUCCCGUGUCCAAUAUUCCACAGCGCCCAGCUGUGAUGAAAAGACAUUUGACAAAAUCUUAAUUGCGAACCGAGGAGAAAUAGCCUGUAGAGUUAUCAAAACAUGCAAAAAGAUGGGUAUACGAACAGUUGCAGUACACAGCGAUGUUGACUCCGCUGCCGUUCAUGUGAAAAUGGCGGAUGAAGCUGUCUGUGUUGGCCCGGCUCCCACAAGCAAAAGCUACCUCAACAUGGAUGCCAUCAUGGAAGCCAUUAGGAAAACCGGGGCCCAAGCUGUCCACCCAGGGUAUGGGUUUCUUUCUGAAAACAAAGAAUUUGCCCGGCGUCUGGCAGCAGAGAGCGUCACCUUCAUUGGACCUGACACACAUGCUAUUCAAGCCAUGGGAGAUAAGAUUGAAAGCAAGCUAUUAGCCAAGAAUGCAAAGGUCAACACCAUCCCUGGCUUUGAUGGAGUGGUCAAGGAUGCAGAUGAAGCUGUCAGAAUUGCAAGGGAAAUUGGCUACCCUGUUAUGAUCAAGGCCUCAGCAGGUGGCGGAGGGAAAGGCAUGAGGAUUGCUUGGGAUGAUGAAGAGACCAGGGAAGGAUUUCGUUUUUCAUCGCAAGAGGCUGCUUCUAGUUUUGGAGAUGAUCGUUUGCUAAUAGAAAAAUUUAUUGACAAUCCACGACAUAUAGAAAUACAGGUAUUAGCAGAUAAACACGGUAAUGGACUUUGGUUAAAUGAAAGGGAAUGUUCCAUUCAAAGGAGGAAUCAGAAAGUGGUUGAAGAGGCACCCAGCACUUUUCUUGACCCCGAAACACGAAGAGCGAUGGGAGAACAAGCAGUUGCUCUUGCCAAAGCGGUGGAAUACUCUUCAGCGGGAACCGUGGAAUUCCUUGUGGAUUCCAGGAAGAAUUUCUACUUUUUGGAAAUGAAUACCAGGCUACAGGUGGAGCACCCCAUCACUGAAUGCAUUACAGGGUUGGACCUGGUCCAGGAAAUGAUCCGUGUUGCCAAGGGAUACGCUCUACGGCACAAACAAUCUGAUAUACCCAUAAACGGCUGGGCUGUCGAAUGCCGUGUCUACGCCGAGGAUCCAUUUAAAUCCUUUGGCUUGCCCUCCAUCGGUCGUCUCUCUCAGUAUCAAGAGCCACAUAGUUUGCCUGGGGUGCGAGUUGACAGUGGCAUUCAAGAAGGAAGUGACAUCAGCAUUUACUAUGACCCCAUGAUAUCAAAACUGGUAACACAUGGCAGCAAUAGAACCGAGGCCCUGAAGAGAAUGGAGGAUGCUCUAGACAACUACGUCAUCCGAGGUGUAACUCACAAUAUUCCUUUAUUACGGGAAGUGAUCACUCACCCGCUCUUCGUCAAAGGAGAUAUAACAACAAAAUUUCUUCCUGAAGUAUAUCCUGACGGAUUUAAAGGUCACAUAUUGUCAUCUAAAGAGAAAAAUGAGCUUCUCGCUACAGCGACUUGUUUGUAUGUCGCUUUACAGACAAGAUCUCAUAGGUUUCUGAAUAAUACAAGGGUGCCAAUUUCUAAGAAUGAUGAGAAGAACUGGGAGCUGUCUGUUGUCCUAGAUGAGAAAACUCACUCGAUUGCAGUCAAUAGACAAAAAGACCAUUUCACUGUGGAAGUUGAUGGAACUAAUGUGAAUGUGUCCAGUGAAUGGAACCUGUCUUCAUCUCUGAUGCAUGUCAACAUUGGGGACACACAGAGGACCAUCCAGUGUAUUGGUCGCGAUGCCGCUGGAAAUCUAAGUAUUCAGUUCCUGGGCACAGUGUAUAAACUGCAAGUACUGACAAAGCAUGCUGCGGAGCUGAGCAAGUACAUGCCAGAGAAAGUGGAAGAGGAUACAAGUAGCAUUUUAAGAUCUCCGAUGCCUGGGACGGUGAUCGCAGUUUCAGUUAAGCCUGGAGAUAUGGUUUCAGAAGGACAGGAGAUCUGUGUAAUUGAAGCCAUGAAGAUGCAGAACAGCAUGACUGCUGCUAAAACAGGAAAGGUUGCUGCGGUACACUGUAAGCCUGGUGAGACUGUGGGAGAAGGUGACCUACUGGUGCAGCUCGAGUAAACCCGCCACUUACUACCGAAAACUGACCCAGAUGCAAGUUUUGAGAUGACAUUCCUCCAGAGCAGACUUUAUACUGUUAUAUUUAUUAUAAAUGAACAUGGGAUGGACGAAGAGCAAGAUCGCCCUGAAAUCCCCCAAUCUACUCCAACAAAUGUGUAAUUAAUAUUGGUACUGUAUUAGACCAGUUCUGGGUUCUUAUGGAAAUAAAAUUAUCUUUUUGAUACAGUAAA
This is a messenger RNA of Spea bombifrons (plains spadefoot toad), 2396 nucleotides long. It is a transcript of the gene PCCA, whose product is annotated as propionyl-CoA carboxylase subunit alpha. The transcript has 24 exons. Gene Ontology annotation, cellular component: mitochondrion. Gene Ontology annotation, molecular function: metal ion binding; ATP binding; propionyl-CoA carboxylase activity. The record is from RefSeq and is a predicted model, not a curated record. NCBI's taxonomy places the organism in Eukaryota, Metazoa, Chordata, Amphibia, Anura, Pelobatidae. Bases 31 to 2166 code for a protein of 711 amino acids.